Gregarina niphandrodes is the source of this 1611-nucleotide messenger RNA. RefSeq names its product thioredoxin reductase. The coding region runs from base 1 to 1611 and encodes 536 amino acids. The transcript is spliced from 2 exons. The record is from RefSeq and is a predicted model, not a curated record. NCBI's taxonomy places the organism in Eukaryota, Apicomplexa, Conoidasida, Eugregarinorida, Gregarinidae. Gene Ontology annotation, biological process: cellular response to oxidative stress; cell redox homeostasis; glutathione metabolic process. Gene Ontology annotation, cellular component: cytosol; mitochondrion. Gene Ontology annotation, molecular function: thioredoxin-disulfide reductase (NADPH) activity; glutathione-disulfide reductase (NADPH) activity; flavin adenine dinucleotide binding.
AUGGAGGCGGAUUUGGUGGUGAUUGGCGGCGGGAGUGGCGGCUUGGCGGCAGCGAAGGAGGCGGCGAGGCUGGGUGCCAAGGUCGUGUGUUUUGACUAUGUGGAGCCGUCACCGCAGGGUUCCAAGUGGGGUCUGGGCGGGACGUGUGUGAACGUUGGUUGCAUUCCGAAGAUCAUCAUGCACAACUCGGCCAAGUUGGGACAAUUGAUGGACCAUUCAGCGGCCCCACUUGGCUGGAGUGGUACUGACGGUCUGACAUUCGUCUGGCAGGACCUGGUAAAGACGGUUCAACUUUACAUCAAGCAACUUAACUUCUCAUACCGACGUGGCCUUCGCAGCGCCGGUGUAGAGUAUAUUAACGCUAAAGCUACACUCCUCGCCGCCCCCGAGAGAGCCCAGUCGGGCGCCAAGUCUGGUCGAGUGGUGGAGUAUACACUCAAGGGCGAGCGGAAGGAGGUGCGGGCGAAGUGUGUUUUGGUAGCCGUGGGUGGACGGCCGUACAUUCCACGGGACGUUCCCGGUGCGGUUGAGUUGGCCGUGACGAGUGAUGACUUGUUUAGUUUAUCGCGCGAGCCGAAGAAGACUUUGGUGGUGGGUGCGUCGUACAUUGCACUAGAGUGCGCGGGGUUCCUGACACACCUGCGUUAUGAUGUAACCGUGUGUGUACGCUCCAUAGUGCUUCGCGGUUUCGACCGACAGUGUGCGGAACACAUCCAGUUGGUGAUGAAGGAACAAGGCACCAAGUUCCUGGAACACGAACAAGUAGUGUCGCUACAACGCGUGGGCGAGCCGGAUGUGGCCGCUAGCGACCUAGCCGGAGACCGUGGGGCGGAUACGACGUCCAAUACGACCGCCGACGGUGGCGACAAGAUCCUCGUCCGGUUCGCAUCCGGACGCGAAGAAAUGUUCGACACAGUGGUCUACGCCGUCGGGCGCCGCGCAUGCACCCAAAGUCUCGGCUGCGAGGCCGCCGGCAUCGCCAUGCACCCCGCAUCUGGCAAGAUUGUGGUCGACGAGCUAGAGCAAACUUCCGCACCCGGUGUCUACGCCAUUGGAGACGUCUGUCACGGCCGCCCGGAACUAACUCCCGUUGCCAUCAAGGCCGGCGAAUUGCUCGCCAGGCGCCUCUUUGGAGGCGCCAACGAACCCAUGGUUUACACAAAUAUACCCACGGUUGUCUUCACCCCAAUAGAAUAUGGCUGCUGCGGACUUUCUGAAGAAGAUGCCAUCACGAGAUACGGUCAAGACAAUAUCGAGGUGUUCCUCUUCGGCUUCAACUCUGUGCCCGUUUCCGCUUGUCACUGGAAAAAGGCACUCUCAACCCGCAAAGACGAAUUUGACCUGGAUGUCACCCCCCUUAAUCUCAGCAAAAUCAUCUGCAAGAAACCUGACAACAAAAUCGUUGGCUAUCACUGCAUCGCCAUGAACGCUGGAGAGACAACGCAGGGUUACGCGUUGGCGCUGAAGUGUGGGUUGACCAAGGACGAUUUGGACGCAGUCGUGGGUAUCCACCCGACUGACGCAGAGUCGUUCCACUCAAUGACGAUCACUCGUCGCAGCGGCGAAAGUUUCAUGGCUGCUGGUGGCUGCGGUGGUGGGAAGUGUGGAUAG